Heterobasidion irregulare TC 32-1 is the source of this 744-nucleotide messenger RNA. RefSeq lists its product as uncharacterized. Bases 1 to 744 code for a protein of 247 amino acids. The record is from RefSeq and is a predicted model, not a curated record. NCBI's taxonomy places the organism in Eukaryota, Fungi, Basidiomycota, Agaricomycetes, Russulales, Bondarzewiaceae. The transcript is spliced from 3 exons.
AUGGAGAUCGCCACCGGGACGGACGAGCCGACCCGGGGCAAGCUAAUUCUGAGCGCGACGCGAGACUUGGUAACGAGAACCACCCUCGUGAGUGGAACGUUGGACGUAAACGCUGGCACGUACCGCAGAUCCAGCUUCUCUGCGGAUCCUAGGCGCGGACAACGAAGCAAGGACAUGAAGAGCACGCCUCGACAACCCCCAGUUUAUCGACGAAUGGGGGAAAAAUAUAUUCAUAGGACAAGUGGGUCUCUCCCUCUUUGGGAGGGAGGGGACACAGAAGAGCCCGCGGGACGCGGUGGCGACCUGCCGGAUCGCCCACACGCGCGCCGAUCCCUCUUCGCGCGCACACAUCGCACACCGCAUUGUGCGGUGCGAGACCGCGCCCCGCCUCGCCGCAGGAUUGGCGCGGUCUCUGCGCGAGACGACGGUAGCCCGCACAUCGCUGCACGUCGGCGCGCGGCGCGAGCGGGCCCGAGGAGCAGGACCGUGCCCUCCAGAGCGGCGCGUGGAGGCAGCUUUCCUCGGCGCCCAUCCAUUGCUCCCGCGGCUGCGCACAAAGCCAGAGUGCUCGACGACCCAGAGUCCACUCGUGACCAGACAAGACGCGCGCGCGCGCGCCCGAGCCUGACAGCCCAUCUAGUCGUUUUCGGGAGUUUGGCAUCCGGCGCGCCGAGAGUUGAUGGGGAGGGAAAGAGUGGAGAGCGGGGUGGAGAAACGGAAACGGGGCGACGUGAUGUUGGCUGA